UUCACAAUGACACGAAUGAAGCCUUCCACAUUUGUGACAGGCGUGUUCCUCAUCGGCGCCCGGGCGUCUGUCUCACAGAAGAAUUUCUGUUUAAUCAUCAGGGUCUUUUCGGGGGAGAAGGAGAAGCUCUUGGUCAUAAAAGCAGAAGAAGACAGCGCAGCAUUCAGGCAGCUGGAGAGUUCGACGGAGCACCUGCAGUGGAGUCCACAAGGUAAAAAAGAAUCCUCAGCACACUGUUCUUCUACAGUCAGUCCUUCACAGCAGCCCUUCUCUGGACAGAUGAAGCCACUUCUUCUGCUGGGGAUCUUGUGCACCACAUGUGCAGCAGCUCCUCAAGACCUGUCAGGAAAAAUGUUCACGUUCCCCAAAGAAAGCAUCUCAUCAGGCGUGAAACUCAUCCCUUCUGAAACUCAGAUCACUUCAGUCACCCUCUGUCAAAGAUACUUGACUGACCUGAGACGGGAUCACGUCCUCUUCUCGCUGGCCACGCCAAGCUUUUUCAACGCCCUGAUGCUGAUGUGGGUGGAGGGACAGAAAAGCAUCUUUACUUAUGUCAAGAACGCCGAGUCUCAAUUCGAUAACCAGGACAGGAAGCUGAACACGUGGCACUCUGUCUGCUUCACCUGGGAAUCGAGCACCGGCAUCGCUCAGCUGUGGUUGGACAGUAAACCCUCAGUUCGGCGGUUUCUUCUCUCUGGAUGGAACAUCAAUGAGAGGUCAAUGAUCAUCAUCCUGGGACAGGAGCAGGACAGCCACGGUGGCUCUUUCAGCGCCAGCCAGAGCUUCCUGGGCAUGGUGGCGGACGUGCACAUGUGGAGCUACGUGCUGUCGCCGGGCCAGAUCCGGGCCUACACGGACGGUCGCAAAUUCACACCCGGGGAUGUGAUCAACUGGAAAGCCCUGGAGUAUAGGAUUUUUGGCCGUGUGCUCAUCGAGAACAAAUCCUGGAAACAGGACGUGACUUCAUGUUCGAUCGCUGGCAUUUGAGUUGUUUACUCCCAGAGAGAUUGAAUCUUGUCAUCGCACAGAAGCACUUGUUUUCUUCCUGCAAAU
Molecule: messenger RNA, 1053 nt
Organism: Synchiropus splendidus (mandarinfish)
Lineage: Eukaryota; Metazoa; Chordata; Actinopteri; Syngnathiformes; Callionymidae
Product: C-reactive protein-like
Exons: 4
Coding region: 7-987 (326 amino acids)
Source: RefSeq, a predicted model, not a curated record